CAUCCCGCCUUUUCGACCUCACCUGCUCUACAGGUCGCUCCUACCAAUCGUGAAACCCUCUCUCCUGUAAACACCGCCAUCUCAAUAAUCACUUGAUCAAUCGUCCUCAUGACCAUUCUACCCUCUAGGAAGAAAGGCAUCACCUUUGGAGACUGUGAUCCCAACACUGGCCAACGAGUCUACCCGCCGGAAGAAGACUGCCAAGGAGCCGACAUUCUCCCCGACCAAGUCCCACCGGAGCGCGAACCCGCCUUCGAACCCGGCACCGAGACGGACCAUGUCAUAAGUGACGACAUGUCUUUCCACAUCACUUCGUGGCCGCCACUCGACCAGUUCACAACCGUUCCUCGUGGCGAUGACAAGGUCAAAUUUACAGUCCUGGUCGAGACCAACGCCGCCAGCCCCAAAAACAUCGAGAAGCCACAGGUUUGUCUUUGGCACAAUCAAAACGGAGACGAUGACUGGGGCGAGCUGGCUCUCCAAGAGACCGAUCCUCCCCAAGUUCUGCUGCUGAAUAGACCCGCGGACGAGGAGAUCCUACGCCACUGGUACACCGCCGCCAUCACAGGAUCGCCCAAGCAUGGACAAGCCUUGAAGUUUACCAUCAAAUUCCGCGUGACCGGUGGCGACUGGAAAUGGGUCAAGCAGAUCACAGGCAUCGAUGAUGGAGAAUUGUACUACCAGUCAACAGAUUUCGAGAAGCAUUCCACGUACGACUUGAAGCACUGGUUUGAAGGUUUGAGCUCCGACAUCACCUAUCAGUCGGAGACGGCCGAAUUCGCCGACACUUUUCUCUACUCGCUCAAUUGUCCGGUACAAGCUGCGGAUCAGCAAGACUCGGGCUGGCAGCAACAUCAGCUCGGUCUUCCAGCUGGCUCUCAAAAAUGGUUCGGCUUGGUCCGCCUUUGGUCACCAUGGCUGGCACCCAGACAAGGUGGGGAGAAGCUGAAAUUAGACAAGGAUGCGAUAUUGCUCUCGUUUCUGCGAUCGGAUGGCCUACAUGUAGCCUGUCUGGCCAUCAGCGGCGUGGACGAUAUCGUGACGACGCUGAUCAAUGACAAUGACGGCCACGUCAUCGUCAAGUCCCGAAACGACAGGCCGGAGAAAGGCGUGGCUAAGGUCCUCGUGGCAGUGGCAGAGGAAUUCGAGACUGCCAAUGCCUCGGUCAUGCGUCACGCGCGGAAGGUGGUGAAGACAUAUGCACCGACAUCGGCAGACGAGGAAACCGCACGUCUGCUUGAAGAGAACGUAAAGCCGGAGUGGAUUGAGGAAUGGUACGACGGUCUCACAUACUGUACCUGGAAUGGGCUUGGCCAGAACUUGACAGACCAGAAAAUCUACAAGGCGCUCGACUCGCUGAAGAAAGAAGGCAUCACCAUCACGAACCUCAUCAUCGAUGAUAAUUGGCAGUGGAUCACUGAGGGCGAGACACAACACCAGCGAGCGUGGUCCAGCUUCGAGGCCAACAAGGAAGGUUUCCCGGACGGUCUCAAGGGGACAACGACCGAAAUCAGGAAACGUCACCCCAACGUCGGCCAUAUUGCUGUGUGGCACGCGCUCUUCGGCUACUGGGGUGGGAUCGAUCCCAAGGGCGAAAUCGCAGCGAAGUACAAGACCAUCGAGGUGGAAAAGGAGGCAGGAGCCGCCGGAGGGACCUUCACCGUGGUCGCCGCCGAGGACGCCAAACAGAUGUACAGCGAUUUCUACGCCUUCCUGUCCAAAUCCGGCGUCGACAGUGUCAAAACGGACGCACAGUUCUUCGUGGACUUGCUCCUGCAUGCCCCCGACCGCAAGGCCCUCACGACCGCCUACCAAGACGCCUGGACGGUGGCCCACCUCCGCCACUUCAGCAGCCGCGCCAUCUCCUGCAUGUCCCAGUCCCCCCAGAUCCUCUUCUACAGCCAGCUGCCGACCAACAAACCCCGGCUGCUCGUGCGCAACUCGGACGACUUCUUCCCGGACAUCGACGCCAGCCACCCGUGGCACAUCUUCUGCAACGCCCACAACAGCCUGCUGGCGCAACACCUCAACGUCAUCCCGGACUGGGACAUGUUCCAGACCAUCGGCGCCUGGUCCGGCUUCCACGCCGCCGCCCGCGCCGUCAGCGGCGGGCCCAUCUACUUCACCGACGAGCCCGGGAAGCACAAUUUCCCCUUGCUGGACCAGAUGACCGCGCGGACCGCGCGCGGCAAGACCGUCAUCCUGCGCCCGCACGCCCUGGGCAAGGCCAUGAACCCCUACAACCCCUACGCCUCGCACAGCAUGCUGAAGAUCGGCACCACCGUCCACUUCGCCCGCCUGACCACCGGCAUCCUCGGCGUCUUCAACGUCUCGAAGGACGCGCUGGACGAAUUCGUCCCGCUGGACGCCUUCCCGGGGACCUCCUCGGGCGGCGAAUACAUCAUCGGGUCGUUCCAGCACCCGGACGAGUUCUCCGCGCCGAUGGACGGGGUCGACACCGAGUUCCCGGCCGUGGGCCUCCGGCUGGCGGACAAAGGGUGGGACAUCCUCACCGCAUACCCGCUGCACCGAUUCAGUUUCGGCGCCUCCGAACUCGUCGGCCUCGCGGCCCUGGGCCUCCGGGGCAAGAUGACCGGCGUCGCGGCCGUCACGGGGUUCAGCGCCUACGUGGAGGCGAACGGGAGCCUGCGCGUGUGGGUCGCGAUCAAGGCCCUCGGCGUCCUGGGCAUCUACCUCGAGGAUCUGGAGGCGAGGAACGUCGAGGACGAGACGCUGGUGCUCAUCCUGGGCAACCCGAUCCCCUGGGAGUGCGUGAGCGCCCGGGGCAGGGUCAUGGAGGUGGACGUCGAGAGGGCGUGGAGGGAGAGCGGCGAGGAUCCCGGCUGGAGCAACGAGGUCACUUUGGAGGUUUUCUUCAACCCCAAGCGCUGAGGUAUGGGCGGGAGGUAUGUGGGUUCAUCAUAUGUACGUUGGAAAUUGAUUUCGGGGGAGUGCGUCCUCGGACG
This is a messenger RNA of Dissoconium aciculare CBS 342.82, 2966 nucleotides long. RefSeq names its product glycoside hydrolase family 36 protein. NCBI's taxonomy places the organism in Eukaryota, Fungi, Ascomycota, Dothideomycetes, Mycosphaerellales, Dissoconiaceae. The coding region runs from base 109 to 2892 and encodes 927 amino acids. The transcript has 2 exons. The record is from RefSeq and is a predicted model, not a curated record.